Lethenteron reissneri (Far Eastern brook lamprey) is the source of this 2032-nucleotide messenger RNA. Its product is annotated as meiotic recombination protein REC8 homolog. Gene Ontology annotation, biological process: double-strand break repair; meiotic sister chromatid cohesion. Gene Ontology annotation, molecular function: protein binding; chromatin binding. NCBI's taxonomy places the organism in Eukaryota, Metazoa, Chordata, Hyperoartia, Petromyzontiformes, Petromyzontidae. The record is from RefSeq and is a predicted model, not a curated record. Gene Ontology annotation, cellular component: meiotic cohesin complex.
GCAUAUAUUAUGUUAAUGUUUAUGCGGUCUGACGUCAUCGCAGCGACCGCAUAUAUUAUGUUAAUGUAACGCGAUCUGACGUCAUCGCAGCGACGCAUAAAUUAUGUUAAUGAGAUAUUGGCCAGCGCAGAGCGGUGGGAGCGUGAAUUGCCGCGGCCACAGAUUUAAAGUUUCCCUCGUCUGAAGGGCGCCAAACUUUAGAGAUAAUUAUUAUUGUUAACUAAGAGCGAUUUUGAGGGAAAACCAAACAUGUUCUAUUACCCUGAGGUGUUGAGAAGGCGUGGAAAGUUUGCGACGAUUUGGUUGGCCGCCACCAAAGCAGUGAAGCUGUCGAGGAGGGAAUGGCUGCUUGUGAACGUCAACUUGUCCUGUAACGAUGUCCUGGACCACGUGAUGCUGCGCGUGAAGGAGAAGGGCCAGCUGCGGCGAUUCUCCCUCUACCUGUCGGCUCAGCUCAUGUACGGCCUGGCCUGCGUCUUCUCUCGCCAGAGCGGCUACCUCAUCGACGACGUGCGCUCGUGUCUGGAGAAGCUGCACAGGGCGGCGACGGUGGCUCGCAUCGACAUGGAGGAGACGGAGAGACUGCGGCUGACGCUUCCGGAUGAAUUGUCCAUCAUGGAGGAGACCCUGGGAGCUGCUGACCCCUGGUUCGGGGUCAUGACCUUCCUAACCCGAGCCUCAGAAACUCUCCAUGCAAUCGAGUUUCAAGCAGAUGUGCUGAGUCCCCUGCCUCCAUCUGGCUCUCCUCUAUCACCUGAGCCACCGUUUACGAUGCGAGAUUUAAAGUCUCUGGUGCCAGAGGAGGGCAUGUUUGCAGAGCAAGCGGACCUGCCUGAAAUGUCUCCGCAAGAGAUUCAACACUUGCUGUCUCCCCACCUGCUCUCUCCUCUCGCUCCACACGGAGCUGUGGAGGAGGAGGAUGAGGAGGUCUUGCGCAAGGAUGGGACUUAUGAAGAUUCUGGAGUCACUCAACAUCCAUCCAGGAUUUCACUGGAGGCCGACGUGGAAGUCACGAAGAGGCGCACGGUCGACGACAUCCGCGCCGCGCCACUCGCCGCCUCUCCCGACGCCCUGGAGGCCACACUCACUGGAGCUGUCGCCCCAGCCAUGCCGAGCCCCCCCUCCCCUCUACGUAGAGCGGAUGACAGCCUGGACAGCCCCUUCCACCUGCCCCCCCUCAGCCCCGAGGGGGCCGCCCCCCCUCCCCAUCGACGCCGCCGCCGCCACCGCCUCUUCAGCGACGACGACACCCAGAUGCCGCAGGACGAGAUGAGGGCACAGGUGGCUGGGCCCCAACGCUCGCUGCAGCCGUUCGUUCCUAUUGAGCCGGAAUCCAUUCAAAGGAAUUCCGUCUCUUAUCUAUUCAGAAACCCGGCAUCAGGCUGGCUGAUGGCCCCUCUACGCGGCCUGUGGGACAGGGCGGCCGUGCCUCCGGCGUCCGCCAGGAGACGGGCGCCCGCCCCCAGCAUGUCUCCCUCGUCCGUCUACAGCGAGACCGAGGUGGUGAGAGCACAAGUGGAGAGAAGCACGCUGCUUGGAAUCACUGGAGAAGGAAUAGAGUCUGCGGAUGGAGAGAGCAUCACUGCUGCAGAAAUCGAUAAGUUCCCCAGCGCCUUGGUUCACGACGUGGCAAUGGAGCAGGUGGCGAUGGACGAGGUGGGGAUGGAGGAGGUGGAGGCUGCAGUGGAGGCAGCUUCCCCUGAGGCUGCCAUCUUCCCCGCGGUGCCGUCGCGCUCCCCCACGCCUCCUGCCAGACUUACAUCGCCGCUCCAGGAGGUGGCGGUGGCCGCGGCGGCGGCGGCGACGCGGGUUCGACUGCUGCAGCGCAUCGAGGAGUUGACACGAGAGACGGGUGACGCGCUUAUGUCCCUUCUCAUCCCACGUGAUCGCACAACACGCGGCACGGCAGCCAGAGUCUUCUACUUGUGUUUGGAACUGGCUGGGCACCGUAUUAUCGCUUUGGAGCAGACGCAGCCGUUUGGAGCGAUCCGGAUCACGCGUGGACCCGACUUCACCAGCAAACGAUGAGUCC